Messenger RNA from Homarus americanus (American lobster), 8931 nucleotides. Its product is annotated as serine/threonine-protein kinase ATR-like. The coding region runs from base 98 to 7945 and encodes 2615 amino acids. Gene Ontology annotation, molecular function: protein serine/threonine kinase activity; protein binding. Gene Ontology annotation, cellular component: nucleus. Gene Ontology annotation, biological process: DNA damage checkpoint signaling; telomere maintenance; protein phosphorylation. The record is from RefSeq and is a predicted model, not a curated record. The transcript is spliced from 49 exons. NCBI's taxonomy places the organism in Eukaryota, Metazoa, Arthropoda, Malacostraca, Decapoda, Nephropidae.
ACCUGACACAGGAGGAGGGAGACUGGCUAGUGUUAGGUUGAAUCAGCAGCAGCACAGCAGUUUACUUUAAGAAGAUGCACCCACCAUAGAUGCCAGGAUGGCAGAAAAUAUGUCUGAUAGCCAAAACACAGCUUUGCGAGACAAAUUUGUUUCUGUGGUUGGAUCAGUAUUUGCAAGUGGCGAUGAAGCAAAUAUUUUAACACUCUUGACUUCAUUAACAAAUGUAUGUCGACGUGAUGAGUGGCUGCUGGUUGUGCCUACCUCUACUGGCACCACUAGUAAUGAUGACCAGAUCGUUACUGAUACUUCAGACAGACAUAAAGCAUCAGAAUUCACUUGCUGGCUGCUGGCAGAACUAGUAACAGUGAAUGGAUCAGCAGUGGUGUGUGAGGCCAACAUUAACCUUCAAGUUACCAUCAUGCGUCUACUAGCUACUCGAAAUCCCCAGCUAUUUUCUUCUGUCAUCAAAGAUUAUGUAGAUAUUGGCUUAGAAGGAAAAGAAGUUCUCUUUGAUGGAGGAACAGUUUCAUGUCAGUGCUUCUCAUCUGUAGUGAAUAGGAACAAUGCUCAACCAGUACCUAAGACUAUUGUAUUUACUGAUGAUUCACAGCUUGAACAUAUUCUCAUCAACAUCAUUAUGGUGAUAGGAGACUUAGGAGACUACUUGUGUCACUGGGUUGGACCUCUUCAUGAUCAAAUAUGGCUCCUUGUUACUACUUGUUUAGAGGGAGGAGACAUCAACCUCAAGGCUGCCUCUCUCUCCACCAUCUCAUGCCUUUUGGACAUAUGUGGGUUACCCAAGGCCAUUGAAAGGCAAGAUUAUUUGAUUCAGUGUAUUGGAGCAACAGUCUUGUUAAUUACCGAUGAAUCUUAUGUAGUGGAAGAGGUUAGUGUUCGUGUAAGAAAGGAAACCAGAACAGCUUGCCAAGUUGAAGGGAAUGAUUUUGAAGAUUGUCUGGCUCGUGUCAUACUCAAUCUGCAGCAAUACAUCUCUCAUCUGAUCCAUCUCUUCAAAGAAGAGUUUCUUUUAAUGCUCUCAAAGUGUCUCAACAAACCAAAUGUGUUGGAAAAGAUGUCAGGGUUGUUGAGGAAAGCUGUUCUCCAGUGUUUUACCAUGUUAGUGGACAUGCUGGGCACAUCUCCUCACCUAAAGAAAGCUACCACUGCUCUUCACACUUGUGUCACUCACAGUCUUCUAGUACCUGAGGUUUCGAACACCAUACUGAGGAAGUUGUUACUAGAAGAACUACUUAAGGAGUUACCAACAAAUAUUUUGGACAACCAACAUCAGGAAUUAUCUGAAACUCAGGCACGGAAGCGAAGAUUUUCAGAAAUAGAAUCACCAAGACCCUCUGUGAGUGUCAUGAACCUAAGCAAGUGGUGGAAGAUGACCUUACAGAAGUUGACUACCACAUUUGUAGAAUGGUCUGAAACUACUUCUCUGCUGCUUGGUCAAGUUGAAGCUGCUUGUGAAAUUAUCUCAUGUGCAGGAUGGAUUGCUGCCAAAACUGAACAGUCAGAGGUUUGCCUCCGGUUCUUCCCUGAUUCCUGGCUUCAAGUAGCUACAGACUCCAUAACCUCUGUUAUGAUGAAUACAGAAGAUACCAGUCAGGUGAUUGGAAUGUUGGAGCUUAUAUGGAACCUAGCGUGGGCAGCAGGUAUUACUGAGGUUAACAGCCAAAAAAUACAGCUGUGCCAUUCAUGGUUAGCCUUAGCAACUUUGCCAUGGAUGGCUUCUGAAGUCAGCUUGAUGGACCUGAAACCUAUCAACAUCAAACAGUUUCCUACUUGGUCAUCAAAGCUGAAGUGGAUUAAUGAUUAUAAAGUGAAAUCCAAGAGUUUAGCCACUGUUGCCAUCAUGUGUGAAGGUAUAGCUCCAAGAUGGCGGUGUCAUGUUAUCCGUGCUGCCAUCAGUGAGCGAGACCCUCCAGUUAUGUUAGAGAUGGCACGCUGGUUUCCUGUGAUGGUUCAUCAGCUGGGUGGUGCAGGUGGUCAACAACUGGUAGGAGAAGUUAUCGGCUCAGUACUUCACUCCCCAGAUAUCAAAACAGUCCUGGCUGGAGCAGAAUCUCUUCAACAACUGCUGUGCGCCCUUCUUAGCCUUACAACUAUUAAAUUUUAUCGACAAGAAAAGGAGGACAAGAAACCCUAUUCAGGUAUAUUGGAGUGUAGAGUUUGCCAUAACUCCAGCUCCAUCAAUAAGUUGAACACUCAGCGUGUUGACCCCACAUUAGUGUCCAGAUUCUUGGAGCUGUUAAAUCAUGCAGAAGCAGAUAUUGUUAUUGCACUGAUAGAAGCCCUCCCAGCAGUAGUCUCCCAUACAACAGUUAACAGUCAGAUGAUGAACCAGUACCUGUUACUUCUCACUCACCAGAACAAGACUGUAGUCACUGCCUUCUGUAAACAACUUCCAACUCUUGUUUGCUGCCAAGGCCAGAAUCCAUCAAUUCAGGACCCAAAGAAUGCAAUGAUGUCAAAGGAAGGAGAAGCUCUUCUUUCAUUUUUUAAUGACUUAAUGAAGAAGAAUAGUACCAGUGUGACAACAUCCAGUAAACCACUGCUGGCCAUUUUGGAGGCUUCACACCAUCUAGUGAAGUAUCCACUUGGAGGGUUAGCAGGGGGGAUGUUAGUGUUGUUGCUUCGGUGUCUUGUCCAGACAGACAGGAUAGUAACUGCUCAGGCUCAUCUGGAAAUCCAUUCCUUAGCUAAAUCUUUAAGGCUCACUCUCAAGGACCUCUACAUAAGACAUAGACAGUCUCUAGCACAGGUGUUGUCAGAGGUUAUUAACCCAGGAGAAGUUGGUAUAACGCUGAGCCAUGUUGCAGAGGUGUUUAGGUGGCCAAGCUCAACUUCCAACAGUAAGAGGAGUCAAAUGAACAGUAAACUGGGGUCAUUCAUUAGCAGCCAGAUUCAUCACUUGCUGCCUGUCUUAGCAGUUCGGGCAUCACAGGAGUCCAGGCCUGGAUUUCUCCAAGAGCUAGCAGCAUGUCUUGGACUUCGUCUUCGUGACAUUCUUAUUGAUCAUUUCCAGCACAUCUUGGCACACUUGGUAUUCCAACACUCAGAGAAAGAGCAAGAAGCAGUGUUGAACUUUAUUGCUACAACAACUGAUAUUCAAAUUUAUAAUAUCAGGCAGUGUUCUGUACAGAAUCAGGUCAAUGAAUUAGUCCUUGGACUUCAUGAUCACCGAAGUGCUGUUCUACGAGAAUUUUCCCAUAUGAAGAUCAUAGGACAGAGCAGUGAUCAACAGUGCAUCAAAACCAAAGAGAAUGGUUCAAAUAAGGACAGUGCUGCAGUUCUUGGAUCAGACGACAUUGCUGAAUAUCUAUCACCACGUCUCCUUGGAAUAUUAGGAUUUCUUGAUAGCAAACUUGUGUCUUCAUCAACCAUGUACAAAGAGAAGCGAUCUGCCUUGUGGUCUUUGAGUGAUCUGUUGGUUGUAAUGGGAAGAAAAUACAUUUCUCCAGUUUCUCGGAAGGUUUUAGCAUCCUUGAAAACAGCUCUGAAGCUGAGAGAUGAAGACUUUUAUGACAUUGGCUGCCAUGCUUGGACAAAUUUCUUAUAUAACUUGGAUGAGUGCACACUGGAGGGGCUACUAGAAGAAGUAGUUGUGGUUGUGACGCCUCUUGUGAGGGUACGACCCAAGGAGAUGGCGCCAGUCCUGAACCACAUCUUGUUGGAGAUGCCUUCAAUAAAACCACUUCUUGGGUACUUACCUCUUCUUCCCGAUGAUGUAGCUCUCUCCCAAGUUAAUCAAGCCAUCGUGGAGCGUCAGUUGAGAGUUAAAUGUGGCAACACACAAGAAGUUAUAGAGGUACUCUCAUCUUUACUUCGUGGCCUCAAUCAUGAGAGUCUUGAUGUGAGACUGAAUGCCCUGACUCGUCUCCGACAUACACUACAACACAACCAAGAUGCUGUCCAUCGUCUAACAAUAGACGCUGAUAAUGUGCAUCCAACUAUAUCAGAGUUAUUUAGUAUUCUUUUAGGUCAGUGCCGUGAGCUGGAGGAGGAAGUUCAGAUAGCAGUAGCAGAAUGUUUAGGUCUCUUGGGUGCAAUAGACCCCAGUCGUCUCUACACACAUGCCAACAUUAAAGAGGAACUAAAUGAGAUCCACCUCAACAUUGAAACAGAGUCUUUCAUUGUACAGCUGGUCACAGAGUUAGGACGAGCUUUUUUGGCUGCCACUAAUGCUAACACCCAGACUUGUGCAUCAUAUGCUAUGCAGGAAGUGACUCGUCUUUAUGGCAUCCGAGAAAAGGGAAGUGAAGGAGCAUCACCAGUAGGGUCAAGAGCCUGGGAACAGCUGGGGUACCACCUACAAGAAAUCAUUUACCCACUUUUGUCUUCCAAGUACAUCGUGGCAACAAGUGCUGGUAGAUCAUCUGUCCUCCCAUCUCCUAUUUAUGGGAGUUCUCAGGCACAGUCCUUCCACCAGUGGCUCACCAACUGGGCAUGUUUUCUUGUUGAUAUGCUCAAGGGAAAGACAGCCAGUCAGAUAUUCAAUGUAUGUAAGCCAAUUCUUCGUCGUGACACAACCACUGCCAUGUACCUUCUACCUUCUAUCCUUGUAUGUGUACUACGAGAAUCAGCUGACCACCACAAUCAAAUUCUAACGGAGGUUCUUGCAGUUAUGAGUCAAAUGCAAGAAAAACAGAAGAAGGAAGACACAGUUGCACUAUCACCAGAGUUCAAGCACUUAGCUGUUCAGACAGUAUUCUCAGCCUUGGACUACCUUAGUAAGUGGGCUCAGAAGCAAAGACAAAUGGAAAGUGUUGGGAAGAAGGGUCGAGGAGCCUUCACACCCUCUGCAGAACUACAACAGGUGACUGAUUUCCUUGAGAAGAUUCCUGGUAAUCUACUGGCGCAGACAUCAUUCAAGUGCCAAGCAUAUUCUCGUGCCCUUCUGCACAUCGAAGCUUAUCUGAAGGAUAACGCAAAUGAUCUGAAGGAACAUCUCCGCUUCCUUCAGUGUAUCUACGUGUCACUGGAUGAGCCCGAUGGUGUUGCUGGCGUGGCAGCCAUCAGACGGGAGGACACGUCUUUAGAUGAACAAGUUAUUGAGUAUGAAGCAACAGGUCGUUUACAAGAUGCCUUAGGAUGUUAUGAACGUUUGUGCGUCUCUCAAGGGUCAGAAGAGGUUUACAAGGGGCUGUUGGAAUGCUACUUAAGUUUGGAUCAGCCUCAUUCAGUCCUCAACAUAACCCAUGGGCUACUUGCCAACAGGCCUGAAUUGGAAGCCUCAUUGAAUAAGUACCGCGUUGAGGCCGCUUGGAGACUUGGCCAGUGGGAUCAACUUGAGAAAGUCCUUGAAACAAACCCCAGUCAAGCAUCUUGGGGCGUAGGCGUUGGGCAGAUCCUUCUUGCAGUUCGAGGACGAGACUCUGCAGCAUACCAGAAUAGUCUGCGUCGACUAAGAACUCAACAGAUCGCCUCACUUUCAGCAGCAAGUAUGGAGAAGUGGGCUUACCAGAGAGCCUAUCCACACAUUCUUAGACUUCACAUGUUGACGGAACUGGAAGAAAUGGUAUCAGGUUUACUACUGUUUAACCAAACAAAUGAGACCAAGAGCAAGUUAGAUCUUCACCAUCAACCCCUUAAUCUUAAUGAGCUGACUGAAAGAUGGGACAAACGACUAGGCUUGGUCCAAACAUCUCAUCGAUACCUAGAACCUAUUCUCAGUUUCCGAAGAACACUAUUGGAACUUGGCCGAGAGUGGGUGCAACAGAGCAACCCAGCUCAGAGUUCUGCACUGGCUGCACAGCUGGAGCGUACGUGGCUCCAUAGUGCUAAGGUGGCACGCAAGUCAGGAUACACUCAACAGGGAGAGUGGGCUCUUCUUGGGGCAGGAUUUGGUCGUGACGUAUUUGUUGAACGAGCAAAGUGGCACUGGGUGAAGGGAGAACAUCAUCAAGCUGUGACCACCCUUCAUCGUGGUAUUGAAAAGUUCUUCCCCUCUUCAGAGAGCUACAAAGGGGCUGUCGGUGAGGACACUGAGGAAAAACGACAGACUUGUGGACGUGCCAAACUACUCCUUGCAAGGUAUUCCGAGGAAUCAGCCACACUGGAGGUGAAUGCGGUGAAGCAGUAUUAUCGUGAUGCAUGUGAGAUGAACAAACAGUGGGAAGACGGACACUUCUACUUAGCCAUGUAUUAUGAUCGUAUACUUGCUUCAUUAGAUAUGAAGGAGAAACCAGUGGAUUGGAUUCAUCAUAUUGUUCUGAGUAUCGGGAAAUCUCUCCAGUAUGGUUGCCGCCACAUUUACCAGUCCAUGCCAAGAAUGUUGGGCCUGUGGCUUGAGUUUGGCACAAGAGUUAGUGAACUUGAGGCAAAGGAAGGAAAGGUGAAAGGUGGCCGAAAGAAUAUCAUCCUUGACAAUUACCGUGAAAAGCUGGCCAAUCUGAAUGCAAAUGUUGGGAAUUUGGUGGAUCAUCUCCCACACUACAUGUUCAUGACAGCUCUUCCUCAACUGAUCUCUCGUAUUUGCCACUCUAACAAUAGUGUCUUCAUACAGUUAUGCAAAAUAAUUGCCACCAUGCUGAGCAGUUUCCCACAACAAGCCAUGUGGCACAUGAUUGCUGUAUCAAAGUCUUCAUAUCACAUGCGAGUAAGAAGAUGUAUCGAGAUUUUUGAAGCAGCAAAGAGAAUGAACCCACAGCUAUCAAAAUUCAUCACAGAUGCAACUAAAUUAGCUGAUAAAUUUCUUGAACUUUCAAAUAAACCUGUGGAGAAGGGUGUGCUUCGAGUCAGCCUCAACACCUUGCUUCGUGCCUUUCCUCGGCUCCUGUCUGACACUUCUUUUUCAAAUAUUAUCCUACCCCUUCAGCAUCAAAUGUUAGUAACACUUCCCACAUCCUUUGAUGAUCUCCACUCUCACAAUCCAUUUCCAAGGGCAGCAGUUUAUUUGUCUAGCAUUGAGGAUCAUAUAGAAAUCAUGCAGUCUCUACAACUCCCCAAAAAGAUUACACUGCGUGGGUCUGAUGGCAAACUUUACAUCAUGAUGUGUAAGCCGAAGGAUGAUUUACGUAAGGACUGUCGGCUGAUGGAAUUCAAUAAUUUUGUCAACAGAUGUCUUUUACGGGAUCCUGAGUCCAGGAAACGAGAUCUACGGAUCAGAACCUAUACUGUAGUGCCAUUAAAUGAAGAAUGUGGCUUAAUUGAAUGGAUCCAGAAUCUGCAUGGUUUACGGCAGAUUCUUCAUCGCCUUUAUAGAGAUGCGGGUAUAUACAUGCCAGCCCAGGAGUUGAAACAAAAUAUGUGUAAAAUCGAGACACCAUUGGCUACUAAGAGAGAAAUAUUUUUAAAAACACUGGUCCCACGACAUCCUCCAGUCUUUGGAACAUGGUUUCUUAGAACGUUCCCUGAUCCUCAAGCAUGGUUGAGGGCGCGAUUAGGCUACUGUCGUACCACAGCUGUAAUGUCCAUGGUUGGCUACAUUCUUGGUUUGGGAGACAGACAUGGGGAAAAUAUUCUCUUUGAUGCCUCGUGUGGAGAUUCUGUUCAUGUGGACUUUAAUUGUCUUUUCAAUAAGGGUGAAAGCUUUGAUUGGCCUGAACGUGUACCAUUCCGGCUUACUCACAACAUGGUAAAUGCAAUGGGACCAACAGGUUAUGAGGGCAUCUAUAGAAAGACUUGUGAGGUUACAAUGCGAGUGAUGCGAGAGGAACGUGAAGCCCUGAUGUCUGUGCUGAGGCCAUUUAUCUACGAUCCUCUUGUGGAAUGGUCCCGGGGAGAUAAGAGCGCAAAAAAUACAGGCGAGAUCAAUAAUGAAAAGGCCCAGAUGCACGUCAGUAACAUUGAGCAGCGUCUAAGUGGCCAAAUUCGCACCAAGGCUCGACUUCCAAACUUACCUUUAUCUGUGGAAGGACAAGUGAAUUCCCUCAUUGAGGAAGCUACUAUUAUUGACAAUCUUUGCCAAAUGUACAUUGGAUGGGCAGCCUACAUGUGAUACAACAUUGUAAUAGAGAUCAUAAUUUUGAAUUUAUAUAAUAAUUCCAGGAUUUAUAUAAAUUCCUUCGAAAACAUUAAAGUUUCAGUUAUACACAAAGUGCUGAGAAUAUUUUGACAAGAUUAAAUUUGUUGGUUUUAUUUUAUUUUAUUUAUUUUUCAUUGCAUUGUAUGUCAGUACUGUACAAACUGUAAAGUUAAGCAAUAAAGAUAUGAUUUCCAAUACUAUAACCGAGCUUUGGUGAUAAAAACUACCUCUGUAGUGAAAUUUUUCUCGAACAAAAACUCAAGCAGACAUGUACACUGGACCCUUGCUGAUUCAAUAUUUUGGGAUAUAAUUGAAAAAUUUUGUCGUAGAUUUAGUGAAAAGAUUUCAUGAUUUUUGUGGGGAAAAAAUUAAAUGCUCCUGUACAUUAAACCCCAGAUAUAAUGGACACCGUCUAUAAUGGACCUUGGCUUUAACAGACACUCUGACCUGUUCGGACUAGGUUCAUGAACAGUGUUACGGAAUCAUGUCCGUUAAAGUAAAAAAUAACGGACUCGGGUCCAUUAUGGUAAAAAAUUAUGGACUUGGGGUCUAUUCAUAUGUAAAUUAUCACAAAUAUUUACAGUCAUACUCCAUUUAGCCCUACCCUACAUAAUGCUGAUUCAUUAUAGAGCUCUUUGGUCCUCUCCUGGAAUUAUUUUUUAUUAGAAAAAAAAUUAAAUAAAAAUAAAAAAUAUGAAAAUUUAUAAUACAAGGAGGAAGUUACAAUACAGAACACUUGGGACUCAGCGACAGCCGCCAUGCUUAUUUGCAGUCUCUCCUCCAAUUAGAGCAAUGUACAUACUGUACCCAUGUACACACAAUUAAUACACCCAAAUAUUGCCUGUACACAAAUUUAAUUAAAAUAUAAAUAUAUUUCAUAAAUUACUAGGUACAGUACUGUAUAAUAUUUUCAAUACAAGCUGACUAGAUAUUAAAUUAAUGUAUUUUAAUAUAAACCU